Messenger RNA from Symbiodinium necroappetens, 480 nucleotides. The record is from the annotation of a GenBank genome assembly. NCBI's taxonomy places the organism in Eukaryota, Dinophyceae, Suessiales, Symbiodiniaceae.
GGGGUGCCGGUGCUGCUGUGGAGGAUGUGGACCUGGCCCGGCAGCAGGCUGCUUCGGACCCGAAAUCUGCAGACCAAAGGCUGUCGAUGAUUUCACAGGAGCCGUCGAACUUCACGCAAUCCUCCAGAAGUGGUCCCUCUCGACCAAGGAGUAAAUCUCAAGAUGCUCAGCCUGGCUCUUGGCUGACCAAAGGGUCGCCAAAAGGCAUUCUGGACGCAGUAUCCAAGCGAUUCGGCGGCAUGGGUGCGUACGGCUCGGCCAUGCAUCGCCGAAAGCAUUUGCCACAUCAUCGUAUUGGCCUGGUUCAGGCGUCGGCGCCGGGUGCCUAUGGAAACGGAUACGGCGGUGGGUAUGCUGGCUACGACGACGGCUACGGCGGUGCUUAUGGGCAAAGUGGCUAUGGCAACUACCAAGGUGGGUACUCCUAUGGCUCGGGCGGCUAUGGUGGCCAAUAUGGAUCCCCCGGUGCUUACGAGCAAG